Sugiyamaella lignohabitans is the source of this 1941-nucleotide messenger RNA. RefSeq names its product Bzz1p (gene BZZ1). Gene Ontology annotation, biological process: regulation of actin filament polymerization. The record is from RefSeq and is a predicted model, not a curated record. Gene Ontology annotation, molecular function: protein binding. Lineage: Eukaryota; Fungi; Ascomycota; Dipodascomycetes; Dipodascales; Trichomonascaceae. Bases 1 to 1941 code for a protein of 646 amino acids. The transcript has a single exon.
AUGGAUGACAUCCAGUCGUUUUAUCGUGAACGGGCUGCAAUUGAGAAAGAGUAUGCGACUAAACUGGUUGCACUGAGUUCAAAGUAUUUUGAGAAGAAAGCCAAAUUAAGUACAAGUCUCAGUGUAGGAGACACUCCUCAGGUGACUCCAGGGAGUUUGGAGAACGCUAGUUUGGUCACAUGGACAGAAAUUCUGACCGAAACGGAACAAAUUGGCAAAGAGAAACAGCGGCUAGCUCAGGAAUUCACAAUUUCUAUUGCAGAUCAAAUUCAUGGUCUGGAGUUGAGAUUUGAUGAGGUCAAGAAGAAGUAUGUGAACUGCCACGAGGACGUGGUGAAGCGGAGAGAAGACAUAUAUAGCUCGCACAAGAAAGCCAAAGUGGACUACGAUGCGAGCUGUCAAAAAAUGGAAGACACAAGAAUGAAAGCAUCUAAAUCAUACGAUAAAAGCAAGGAAAAGGCGAAUAAGAAAAUGGAGGGCAAGGAGCAUGACAUGAACAAAGCCAAGAACCAUUAUCUUAUUAAGAUCAAUGUCGCCAACCGUGUGAAGGAUAAAUACUAUCGCGAAGAUUUGCCUGAGAUUUUAGACGGUCUUCAAGGAGUCAAUGAGGCUAGAGUCUCACUACUGAAUAGUUUUUGGAAACAGGCUAUUUCUUUAGAAAAAGCCAAUAACCAACGAUGCAUCACCAAUUUAGACAAAAUGACCGAAGUUGUGGAGCAGAAUAUACAGACGCUAGAUUCAGCAAUGUUUGUCAAGCAUAAUCUCAAGCAGUGGAAAGAACCCACAGAUUUUGUAUUUGUUCCCAGUCCAAUUUGGGGAGAUGAUGAAACCAUGGCCACCGGAGAUGAUGAGGAGCUCCGAUAUCUUAGAAAACGUUUGGCAGAUUCGAGGACUAAACUCAGUAACGAAACGAAGAACGUAGAAUCAAAGCUGGAAACUUACAAGCAGCUUGUAGAUGCCAAGAAAAAUAUGAGUUCCAUAUCAGCAUCCAACCAAACAGCUCUAUUAAGCAAGCAUCUUAUGGCACUACAAUCAGUAAUGGCUGCUGAUACCAUGAGAUUAGUGGAGAACGUUGAAGUAGAAACAAUUGAGCUGGCAACUAGUGACAAGGAUCUUUCGUCGGUUCCAGUAGAGCAGACGGUCACCAAACGUGGACUUUUUGGUAGAAAAAAGACCGUCAGGACUGCCACGGGCACAAGUAAUGGAUCAGGAGACGCAGAUUCAGCAUUGGCCCGCACUUCAACUUCUUCAUCGCUUGGUAGAACAGUUUCAAGGCGGUCAACCACUAGCUCCACCACAGCGAAUUCAACAGACAAGCAUAAGCAUUCAUUCAUGUCAGGUAUACUAGGUCGCAGGGGAACACACAAACCAGGAUCCAAGUCCAAUGCCAGCAAUGAAGUAGCUGCUGCGGCACAUACCGAUCCCUUUGGAGCUGGUGGAGACCAAACUAGCAGCCAUAGCCAAGGCACGCAAUACGCUACUGCCCUGUAUGCAUACUCUGCAGAUGGAGAAGACGAGAUUUCCAUUUCUGAAGGACAGCGAUUGGAAGUCAUUGAAGAGGAUGAUGGUAGUGGCUGGAUCAAUGUUCGCCACGGAUCUGAGGAGGGCCUGGUACCUGCCUCUUAUGUACAAUUACUACCCAUGACAGCCACAAUUCCGAAAUCAGUGAGCAAUGACUCGCUUGUUUCUGGAGGUGUUGCUGGUGGAGCACCAGGAUCGGCCAAGAAAAAGGGUCCUACUGUUGCUCCUAAACGCGGAGGCAAAAAAGUCCAGUAUAUGAUUGCACUAUACGAUUAUGAUGCCACAGCACCCGAUGAACUGACCAUCCGAGCUGGCGAUAAGAUCCUUGUUGUUGGCGAAGAUGUCGGAGACGGGUGGACUCAAGGUGAACUGAACGCCAUGUCGGGAACAUUCCCUACCGCAUACGCCAAAUUAGCAUAA